This is a messenger RNA of Laetiporus sulphureus 93-53, 599 nucleotides long. RefSeq lists its product as uncharacterized. The transcript has 3 exons. The record is from RefSeq and is a predicted model, not a curated record. Bases 53 to 358 code for a protein of 101 amino acids. Lineage: Eukaryota; Fungi; Basidiomycota; Agaricomycetes; Polyporales; Laetiporaceae.
CCCUCCCACAUCCUACUUAGAACACUUUCUCCCUCACCACCACGCGCACAUCAUGUCCAGCAACAACGGUCCAAAUAAGACUUCAGGUCAAUACCACUCCGUGAAAGGCACGGCCGUCGAAGCCAUUGGCAAUAUCACUGGCGCGGAGACGUGGCAGGAAUCUGGAAAAGAAGAGCACGCGAAGGGCGAAGCUGAGUACAAGGCCGCCCAAGCUGAAGGUUACGCCGAGGGCACGUUGGACAGAGUUGGUGGCAAGAAGGAUGCGGUAUUGGGUGCUGUAACUGGUGACCGAUCCAAGGAGAUUUCCGGAAAUCUUCGGCAAGACAAGGGUCAGGCGCAGCAGAACAUCAACAAGUGAAAACUUGUACUCAAUAUGAUGGCUUGAUGUGUCUUGUACUUUUAUUGGGCUUUAUGGCACUGUAAAUAAUACCCUUUGACUGCGGUUUGGUGCAUUUCUUCACCUCCCACAUAAUUACGGUACCAAUGUCAAUGAACCGCACGCGUACGCCAAUACUCUUAUGAGCGCUCGAGCAGUUACUCUGUGCAGGGUGUGCCCCGCUUAUUAGACCCGGCAAUUGCAGCUUGCAAAGCACGUCUGU